Exophiala viscosa is the source of this 1123-nucleotide messenger RNA. RefSeq lists its product as uncharacterized. The record is from RefSeq and is a predicted model, not a curated record. NCBI's taxonomy places the organism in Eukaryota, Fungi, Ascomycota, Eurotiomycetes, Chaetothyriales, Herpotrichiellaceae. Gene Ontology annotation, biological process: thiamine biosynthetic process. The coding region runs from base 104 to 1054 and encodes 316 amino acids. The transcript has a single exon.
CCUCAAUAAGCGACAAUUUUGUAUCGAUCAAGCUACUUAUAGUUUACAGAGCCAACUUUGUGCAGUUGAAAGUUCCCUAGAAAGACGACAACUGCGGCAUACCAUGCAGCCGUUCCACCUGACAGCCACGGGCUACAACAUCAACUAUCUCCCACAAUAUAUCGCGCACCGGCAUGGCUUUUUCGGCGACGAGGGUCUUGAUGUCACGACCACAAUCCCUGCGCCAUGGGAUGGUGUUCUCGACGCGCUUGCCGAUGGCUCUGCCGACAUGGCCCUUGGUGGAAUCUGGGUGCCGUCCAUGUACCGCGAUCGCGUACGACAAGACUACACGGUGUUCGCACAGAUUGCGAAUCGCUGUCCACUAGCGCUGCUCAGACGAACGAGUUGCGGGAAGAAAUUCACGCUGGCCGACGUGGUCGGGAAGACAGUCCUGAUGAAAUCCAUCGGCGGCGCCAGCGUCGGCCUGUUCUUCAAGAUGUUGCUGCGGGAGAAUGGCAUCGACCCCAGGACAGUGGAUUUUAUCCAGGAUCUGGACGGUCUGAUGCUGGGAACCUUGUUUCAGGGUGGUAUGGGCGAUUUCUUCGUCACUGACAACCUGUCUGCCAAGGUCAUGGCCGCGCGCAAUCCCGACGUUUCGAUUGCCUUGGAAAUGGUCACGCAAGGCGAAGUCCCAUGGAGUGUCUACUACCGAGAAACCUCGACCAUCACCCCGGAGCUACUCGAGGCUCAGACGCGGUUUCUUAGGGCGCUGAACAAAGGUAUAGAGUGGGUGCUCGAGUGCGACGCCAGCUCCUUCAGAGACGAACUCGCCGAGCUCUUUCCCAAGGUGCCCCUCGACGUGGCCGUUGAGGUGGUCAAUUCCUUCCGUCGAAACGGCAUGUGGAGCACCGCCACCAUACCGCGCAAAGCAUUCGACCGGUGGCAGCGAGGCCUCACCGACGCGCGCUUCGUUAGUCAACCCUUGGAGUAUGAAAGCCUCAUAAACGAUGGGCCUGCGAAGAAGGCGGAAGCCGCACUCACAACAGCUCAUGCAGUAGCAAUGGAGGGGCGGUAAAUAGAUGAGCUGGAUCAGAGCAUGCUCUUACUGUAGACAUGGAAUUGGAUAUAAUGCAAUUUAUAUUCA